GCCUGGUUCGCACCGAGGUGGCACCCGCGGGAGCUGGCGGCGCCGCGGGUCAGGGGUCGCGGCGGGCUCGGCAGCCUGGGGUGUCCCGCGUUUUCGCUGGGUCCUGGACCCCGGGACGAGCAGCUGGCCGAGCGGCGCAGGAGGCAAAUGAAGAUAAAACAAUGGCUGCCAACCUAAAAUAUCUUUCCUUGGGAAUUUUGGUCUUUCAGACUACAAGUUUGGUUCUAACCAUGCGUUAUUCUAGGACUUUAAAAGAGGAGGGUCCUCGUUAUCUGUCUUCUACUGCAGUGGUUGUGGCUGAACUUUUGAAGAUAAUGGCCUGCAUUAUAUUAGUUUACAAAGACAGUAAAUGUAGUGUGAGAACACUGAAUCGAGUCCUCCAUGAUGAAAUUCUGAAUAAGCCCAUGGAGACACUUAAGCUUGCUAUUCCAUCAGGGAUCUAUACGCUUCAGAAUAACUUGCUCUAUGUUGCACUGUCCAAUCUAGACGCAGCCACUUACCAGGUCACGUAUCAGUUGAAAAUUCUUACAACGGCAUUAUUUUCUGUGUCCAUGCUUGGUAAAAAAUUAGGUGUGUACCAGUGGCUCUCUCUAGUAAUUUUGAUGACAGGAGUUGCUUUUGUACAGUGGCCUUCAGAUUCUCAAGAGCUUGAUUCCAAGGAACUAUCAGCUGGCUCUCAAUUUGUAGGCCUCAUGGCAGUUCUCACAGCAUGUUUUUCAAGUGGUUUUGCUGGCGUUUAUUUUGAGAAGAUCUUAAAAGAAACAAAACAAUCAGUGUGGAUAAGAAACAUUCAGCUUGGGUUCUUUGGGAGUAUAUUUGGAUUAAUGGGUGUAUACGUUUAUGAUGGAGAAAUGGUAUCAAAGAAUGGAUUUUUUCAGGGAUAUAACCAGCUGACAUGGAUAGUUGUUGUUCUUCAGGCACUUGGAGGCCUUGUAAUAGCUGCUGUUAUUAAAUAUGCUGAUAAUAUUUUAAAAGGAUUCGCAACCUCCUUGUCCAUAAUAUUAUCAACACUCAUAUCCUAUUUUUGGCUGCAAGACUUUGUGCCAACCAGUGUGUUUUUCCUUGGAGCCAUCCUUGUAAUAGCAGCUACUUUCUUAUACGGUUAUGAUCCCAAACCUGCAGGAAAUCCCAUUAAAGCAUAGUCAAGUACUCCCUAACUGGACUUACACUGGUCACUAGGAGUGUCAACAUCAUCUUGCAUGAAAGACUCCCUGCAGAUUCUGCGAAGAUACCAUCAUGCUAAUCUGAUCAGACUGUUCAAAUGGUUUGAAAAUAUUCAGGCUGAAGGAUAAACUGUGUGGACUGGAUAUGUGACAAAACACAUAACAUGAGGGACUAGACAGAAGAACCCUGGGAGAAACGUGAAGUCAGUUUAUACAGAGCUUACUUACUGUUUUGACUGCUGCACAGCUCUCCAAUGCACUCUUUGGAAGAGCACACAAAUGCCAGAUACCAAUGUUUGCAAAUUAGAUCUAUUUACUUUUAUUAAAUGUUUUUUAUCUUACUCUUUCUUUAUAGAUACAUAAAAUCACAGGGAAUAUUUAAGGUUUGAAAAUCACAAUUUCAUAUGAAGCUGUGAAAACAACAAAUACCAUUGAAAACAAAUGUUUUCAUGUAUCAGAUUUUAUAUAUCCAUACAAAAUUAUGUUAAAAGGAUUGCUAAAUGUGGUUUGUUCACAUACGUACAGUUUGAUAAAGUAACAUCCUGGGUCUGAUUUGUCAGAGAAUAAGAUUCAUAUUUAAGCUGAGUGCAGAGAGAAUCUUUUUCUCCAUGUAUAUCUUCAGACCAUUUUGUGCACUGAGACAGCUGAGAGCAGUCCAGUUGUUCACAUGCUACAGUGGCAAGUGGAUUUUAUAAUCAUGGAGUUUUACCCUUCAUUUUUUUUGUUGCAUUUCUUUUCCAUGAAUAAGAUAAAUCCUUAAUAUUACUUUACUUAAAUUUGUGUGGGUUGGAUGUGAUUAAAGUUUUAAAAUUAAGAGAUUACUUAUUUAAUAAUUGAAAAUAAUUAUUACUAAUAGUGCCAUAUGGAGAAAUUUAAACUGUUAAACAUACCCUGUAUACAAUUGUAAAAUUUUUAAUGAAUAAUUUACACAUUGAUCUGUAGUAGAAACUUUAAUUUGCAAUUGUUGACAAAAACAACCAAAAAGUAGUACAUAUCAGCCAAGACCAAGAUCUGAAUGACUCUUCCUACAGCAUUCCCUAGCCAUACUACACUACUUAAAGUGACACUGUAACUUUCUCAGUUCAAGGCUGGUUAGAAGCAUUUUUCUAGGCCUUUCAUAAGCCCCACUGUGUCCAGGAAUAACUGCAUCAUUUGAUGAGAAGUUAGCUGCAUACUGAGUUCCCUAACUGGUUCCCCUCAAGAGCUGCUGGGAAGGAGCCACCAUCUUGCUAUAAAAUAGUGGACCCCCCCCCCCUUUUUGAACACUGGAAUUGAACGUACAGAUUAUGAGUUAUGUAAUUUAAGUUGGUUCAAGGAAACGUGAAUAUAUUUAAAGUAGCAAGAUUAAUUGGUAUAUAAAAUGGUUUCUAUGAUUGGAAUAUAGGUUUAAUUUAAUUAUUGACUAUAUACAGAAUUGUAUAGAGUUUAAGAAGUACUUUAUUUUUUUCAUUUAUACUGUAUAUAUUUUAAAAGUCUGUCCAAAAACCUGUAAAAGGAUAAAUAUUUUUAUAUAGUUCUAAGCGAUUUUGUUAAAUUGAGGUUGACUCAAAAAUACUUUUGUUUAAACCUGUUGGUAAUCUUGGUGAAUACAGACUGGCUAGUUUACCCUGUUAUCUUAAUACAGACUGGCUACUUUAGCUUGCUAAUGCAAACAGUCUCCAUAGAUUGCAAACUCCAUUCAGAGUUUUAAAGUUCGUAAAAUUAGGGAGAAAAAAAAAAUUGUUCUUGUUUUUGAAGCAGGGUCUCUUUGUAGCACAGCCUGGCUUUAAAUUCACAGUGAUCUGGAGAUGGCUUAGCAGUUAAGGCGCUUGCCUGUGAAGCCUA
Molecule: messenger RNA, 2987 nt
Organism: Jaculus jaculus (lesser Egyptian jerboa)
Lineage: Eukaryota; Metazoa; Chordata; Mammalia; Rodentia; Dipodidae
Gene: Slc35a3
Product: solute carrier family 35 member A3
Exons: 8
Coding region: 162-1142 (326 amino acids)
Biological process (GO): pyrimidine nucleotide-sugar transmembrane transport
Cellular component (GO): Golgi membrane
Molecular function (GO): UDP-galactose transmembrane transporter activity
Source: RefSeq, a predicted model, not a curated record